Molecule: messenger RNA, 918 nt
Organism: Aspergillus oryzae RIB40
Lineage: Eukaryota; Fungi; Ascomycota; Eurotiomycetes; Eurotiales; Aspergillaceae
Exons: 2
Coding region: 1-918 (305 amino acids)
Source: RefSeq, a predicted model, not a curated record
AUGUCUGCUGAGUCAUUGAAUUCACAGAGCGCGUAUCAUACAGACGAUGCCCAGUGCCAGAUGAGCAAGACACCACAUGCACCCGUAGGCGACGCUGCUUGGUCCAUAGCCUCCCGACGACCUGCGCUGCCGACUGUGGCACCAGGUCUUGGAGCACCAGUUCAGCAGCAGAAAGUACUGGACUGUCUUAAGGUUCUGGGCAAGUAUGUCGAUGGAAACUCAACCAACGGGCGGUGGCAGACAUCACCUACAUUCAUGGCCUCACUUCAGAACAGCGACUGGCUGGCACAGAUCACCACAGUAGCAAUUCUUCUGAAAGGCGGACAGGUGCAGACAGGCUUUCAACUCCUCGGCGGCUGCUUUGAUACGUACAAAACCAAUCUAAAGGCUGAAAGCCCCUUGCUCACCUCUGAGACUUUUAUGGCCGCUUUCCAACUUAUGAGCAUCUCACCUGGCUUGGGAUGGUCAUUCCUAAAGUACACCUGCCAGCUGAGCGGCAUCGUUCUAGAAAAGUCGCACCCAUUAUUUCAACUACUAUCAAAAUAUCUAACCUUGGAUAGCGAAGCAUUCGCCAACUGUAGCGACCUAUUCCUGGGUUGCUUCCUCGACCUGAUGAAGCAACAUCUCUCCGGCUGGGACGAUUCCCACCGCGACGCACUGUUACUGACAACCGGUCGCAUGUUCUUGCUCAGCCUCACCACGUUCUCACAAUAUCAAGAAUUCAGACGGAUGUCCAGGAGCGACGAGGCAAUGCCAUUAUUAGGCCAUCAGCACGUGCUACAAUGCGACAGUGGUGAGUUGCCACCCGCGGCUACGCGAUCAGAGACACUUUCGCUCUAUCCCCUUCAUCCAGCACAAAUCAAGGUGAUGAAGCAGGAGCCAGGAGGAAUCGAUUACCUGUCUUUCGAGAUGCUUUGA